Molecule: messenger RNA, 771 nt
Organism: Soboliphyme baturini
Lineage: Eukaryota; Metazoa; Nematoda; Enoplea; Dioctophymatida; Soboliphymatidae
Source: the annotation of a GenBank genome assembly
AUGUACUUAACGUUUCUUCAUAUUGUCGUGAAAAUACUAUACACAGUGAAUGUGAUCGGCCAGUUUUUCUUGCUAAACGCCUGCCUGAGCAGUGGAUAUCACCUGUGGGGACUGCAAGUUCUGAACGAUCUUAUCCACGGCAGGGAAUGGGAAGAAACCGGCUAUUUUCCCCGCGUGACCCUCUGCGAUUUUCAGGUUAGAACGCUGGGCAAUUUACAUUACUAUACUAUUCAAUGCGUAUUGAUGAUCAACAUGUUCAACGAAAAAAUUUUCGUUUUUCUAUGGUGGUGGUUUUUUUUGGUAGCCACAGCAACCAUCUGCAGCUUACUGUAUUCUGUUUUCAUCUAUUUUUCGAGGAAACAGCAAAUGCAGUUCGUCAGCAGGUACCUAAGGAUUACUGACUGUUUAUUAGACUUUUCAGACGAAGGUCGCAAGGAAGUGGCAAAAUUCUUCGAUUAUUUCUUACGUUCAGACGGCGUAUUUAUCCUAAGAAUGAUAUCGUGGCACGGUGGCGAUCUGAUAACUACAGAGAUCAUUUAUUUCAUGUGGAACUCAUUUACGAACAACGACGUGAAGGCCCAGCUGAAACUUAGAAGAGAGCCGGCCCGAAGCAGGAGCGACGGCACUUACUUGGAAGAGACAGCUGGACUGCUCACUAACGGAAAUGUCGAUAAGCAUGACGAGCCAGUUGUGGCGCUAAAGAGAUGUGCAAACCAUUUGCCGAAUUACUUUUCCGCAAACUUACUACACUACCUGAACAAGCGUAACUGA